This is a messenger RNA of Ogataea angusta, 1038 nucleotides long. RefSeq lists its product as uncharacterized. Bases 1 to 1038 code for a protein of 345 amino acids. The record is from RefSeq and is a predicted model, not a curated record. The transcript has a single exon. NCBI's taxonomy places the organism in Eukaryota, Fungi, Ascomycota, Pichiomycetes, Pichiales, Pichiaceae.
AUGCUAGUUCUCGAGAGAGUCAAAGACCUACGCGUUUUGCGCUACGUGCUCAGCCACAACCAUUCCGCAUGGGGCGGCCAGCUGGACGUGGAGGAGUACAUUGAGCGGGAGCGGCUGAAUUACACCCACCGGUUCUGCGAUCUCUGGCGAUCCGAGCCCGUGGUCAAUGGGACGUACUAUUGGGUAUUCAGAGAUACCGCGCUGCCGAGCGAGAAUUUCGAGGAUAUCGUGUGUGCUUGCGAGUUUGUGGUGCGCGACUCGUACUAUUUCGACAAAUCGCUCCACCGGUGCAAAUGUGCGGCCAUUGGGUCCGUCUACACUCUAGAACAGCACAGAAAAAAGGGGUAUGCUACGGAAAUGAUGGAGCAGCUGGUGGAAAAAAUGAAAGAGCUGUUUCGUGGGGAGUACGAUUUCUCGUUUUUGUACAGCGAGGUGGGCGAGUACUACUCGCGGUUUGGGUUCCGGAGCCACCACGUUCCGGUGGCUUUGCUGGAGACGGGCAAAAAAACGAAGAUUGAAUACUCGUACGUGACGGAAGAGAACCUGCCGAAAUUCAUCGACCAGUACGACGCGAAAGUUCGCCAAAUGGCGCAGGCGACGCCUACGUCGGUGGCUGUGAAGCCGUCGGUGCAGAACAUCGAAUGGUUUCAGAACAGAUCGAUCCAUCUGGCAAAGCUCCAGAAAAGAGAGUUUGACGGCAAUAGAUUUGGCAUACAUAUCGGGAGCGCUUUUGCACUGUGGUAUUACGAGUUCGGCGAUGAUCAGGUGACUCUGAUCAUGCUCGACGCAGAGACGCCGGACCAGACACGCAAGUUGCUCGAGUGCUGCAUGGCGGAAUGCUGUGCAGUGAAAAAAAUCAAGAUAUGGCACGACGAGUUGGUGUAUCAUGCGGGAGAAAAAGAUGAGGCAGCCUUGGGGCUGGUGACGGAGUUGGGAGGAAGCGUCGGACACACAAACGAGUCGCUCUCUGCGCUGAGCAUGCUGCAUUCCUCCAGCCAGCCAGCGUGGGUUGCGAAUGGAAAGUGGGCUUGGUAUUAG